Messenger RNA from Ostrinia nubilalis (European corn borer), 6684 nucleotides. It is a transcript of the gene kcc, whose product is annotated as solute carrier family 12 member 6. Lineage: Eukaryota; Metazoa; Arthropoda; Insecta; Lepidoptera; Crambidae. The coding region runs from base 385 to 3759 and encodes 1124 amino acids. Gene Ontology annotation, biological process: chloride transmembrane transport; chloride ion homeostasis; cell volume homeostasis. Gene Ontology annotation, cellular component: plasma membrane. Gene Ontology annotation, molecular function: potassium:chloride symporter activity. The record is from RefSeq and is a predicted model, not a curated record. The transcript has 22 exons.
GCGCGCCGCACCCGUCGCCGUCCGCACCGUGCUCGCUCGUACGCCGUGCGUGAAAACAUCACUGAAAAUUUAGAUUUCAGUAAACAUGGGUGAAGUGAUCUACGAGUGACUUGGUGUGGAUAAUAUCAACAUAUCUAAUGCAUAUCCCACAGUACCAUAGUGUAUCUUUGCUAUAGUGUAGGAUAAUAAGUGUAAAUCAUAUCAAUUUAGUGCCGUAAAGUGUAAGUGAACAUAUCUAGUGCCAUAUCGUUUAAUUCUAGUGUUUAUUAGCCAAAAGUAAGUGAUUAAGUGACAAAGUGAUUGUUUUUGCGGUAAACUUGUGUUCCGCAUUAGUGAAGUGACAUCGAGUGUGACAGACGUCACUGGUGAUAGCUGUCAGAGUGCAUGAAAAUGUCGGAGCGCUUCAAAGUGACGAAGCACGAGGAGCCCAGCGGGAAGACAUACAAGAACUAUGGCGCCACUUCAGCUGAGAGCGAUGUGGAGCUGAAAGGGAAGCUGCUGCCUGACUCAGGUGACACCGAUGAACAUGGCCUGCCAGUGGAGAAGGACAAAAGCUGCGACACCAACCUCUAUCUUUACCAUGAAGAGAUCGAGGACCGGCCGCGCGCAGCGACUUUCCUCAGCUCGCUCGCCGACUACUCGAACACCAUCCCGACGGCGGCCGCCGGCGACCCCGACGCGGCGAAACCGGCGCCGCCGGCACGCAUGGGCACGCUCAUCGGCGUCUACCUGCCCUGCAUCCAGAACAUCUUCGGCGUCAUCCUCUUCAUCCGUCUUACGUGGGUCGUGGGCACUGCGGGCGCGAUACAAGGCUUCCUGAUUGUGCUGGUCUGCUGUUGUACGACGAUGCUCACGGCGAUAUCGAUGUCCGCCAUCGCGACGAACGGCGUGGUGCCGGCAGGGGGCUCGUACUUCAUGAUCGGCCGCGCGCUCGGGCCCGAGUGCGGCGGCGCGGUCGGCAUGCUGUUCUACACCGGCACCACGCUGGCGGCCGCCAUGUACAUCGUCGGUGCCGUCGAGAUCGUGCUGACGUACAUGGCGCCUUGGAUAUCCAUAUUCGGGGACUUCACCAAGGACCCGGAGGCGAUGUACAACAACUUCCGCGUGUACGGGACAGGCUUGCUGCUGGUGAUGGGGACGGUCGUGUUCGUGGGCGUCAAGUUCGUGAACAAGUUCGCCACCGUCGCACUGGCCUGCGUAAUACUCUCCAUCACGGCUGUCUACGUCGGAAUCUUCGUCAACUUCAACGGAAACGACGCUCUUCAAAUGUGCGUGCUUGGCAAACGGCUAAUGAAAGACAUCCACAUCAGCAACUGCUCCAAGACCGUCAACGGAGAGCUGCACAACUUAUUCUGCGCCAACAACACCUGCGAUCCUUACUACACGGCGCACAACGUCAGCAUCGUCCAGGGUAUUAAGGGCUUAGCCAGUGGAGUAUUCUUCGACAAUCUGCAAGACUCGUUCCUCCAAGCCGGACAGUAUAUCGCAUACGGCAAGGAGCCCGAUGACAUUGAGCAGAUGGAGCGGCCCACGUACAACCAGAUCUACGCUGACCUUACCACGACCUUUACCAUCUUGAUCGGAAUCUUCUUCCCUUCGGUCACGGGUAUCAUGGCUGGCUCGAACCGUUCUGGAGACUUGGCGGACGCGCAGAAGAGCAUCCCUAUCGGUACCAUCGGUGCUAUCUUGACCACAUCGACGGUCUACCUGUCUUGCGUGCUGCUUUUCGCUGGAACCGUUGAUAACUUACUGCUUCGAGACAAGUUUGGUCAGUCUAUUGGUGGUAAACUGGUGGUGGCUAAUAUGGCGUGGCCGAACCAGUGGGUGAUCCUCGUGGGGUCUUUCCUCUCGACCCUGGGCGCUGGACUGCAGUCCCUGACUGGAGCUCCGCGUCUGCUGCAGGCUAUCGCUAAAGACGAGAUCAUUCCGUUCUUGGCACCAUUCGCUGUUUCAUCCAGCCGGGGCGAACCAACAAGGGCCCUGCUGUUAACGAUGGCGAUCUGCCAGUGCGGCAUCCUGCUGGGCAACGUUGACAUCCUCGCUCCCCUCUUGUCGAUGUUCUUCCUCAUGUGCUACGGGUUUGUUAACCUAGCCUGCGCUCUGCAGACCCUGCUCAAGACUCCCAACUGGAGGCCUAGAUUCAAAUAUUACCACUGGUCUCUGUCGCUGGCUGGAUUGGUCCUGUGCAUCUCCAUUAUGUUUAUGACCUCCUGGUUCUACGCUCUCAUCGCCAUGGGCAUGGCUGGGCUUAUCUACAAGUACAUUGAAUACCGCGGAGCUGAAAAGGAAUGGGGUGAUGGACUCCGAGGUUUGGCUCUUUCUGCGGCCCGCUACUCGUUGCUGCGCCUUGAACAAGGUCCGCCUCAUACUAAGAACUGGCGCCCUCAAGUUCUGGUGCUGGCAAAACUGAAUGACGAUCUAAUGCCUACUUAUCGGAAGAUGCUCGCCUUUGCCAGUCAACUGAAAGCUGGUAAGGGUCUAACAGUGUGUGUAUCCGUGCUGAACGGUGAGUUCCCGAGACGCGCGGGUGAGGCGUCCACCGCGCGGCAGAACCUGAAGCGCUGUAUGGAUGAGGAGAAACUCAAGGGCUUCGUCGACGUGCUGGUCUCGCCCGCUAUUGCUGAUGGAUUGAGCCAUUUCGUCCAAACAACCGGUCUAGGCGGGCUGAAGCCGAACACCGUGAUCGUGGGCUGGCCGUAUGGCUGGCGGCGCUCCGAGGAGUACCAGACCGACAGCCUGCCCAAGUGGCACUCGUUCCUGCACACCGUGCGCGCCGUCACCGCCGCCCGCAUGGCCAUGCUCGUGCCUAAGGGCAUCAACUUCUUCCCCGACUCUUCUGAGAAGGUCUCCGGCAACAUCGACAUCUGGUGGAUCGUGCACGACGGCGGCAUGCUGAUGCUGCUGCCCUUCCUGCUGAAGCAGCACCGCACCUGGAAGAACUGCAAGAUGCGCAUCUUCACCGUGGCGCAGAUGGAGGACAACUCUAUCCAGAUGAAGAAGGACCUCAAGAUGUUCCUGUACCAGCUGCGACUGGAGGCCGAAGUUGAAGUCGUUGAAAUGACGGACAGUGACAUCUCCGCCUACACGUACGAGCGCACGCUGAUGAUGGAACAGCGCAACCAGAUGCUGCGCGAGCUGCGGCUCAACAAGAAGGAAACGCUCGGCAUGAUGCAAAAUUUCGUGGACUAUCGUGAAAAUGCUGAGGAGAAGUUACCUCUGGUGCAAGCGAUAGUGGACCAUCACCACGCUGACGUAAAGACGGCCAGUAAGGUCAGAUUCGCCGAGCCGGGCGCCGCGGAAGGCGAGGACGCGCCCUCCCCGCCCCUCACCGACAACGAAGACAAGGAGAAGGAUGACAAGGACGACUUUCGAAGUAGUCUGUUGCACAUAAUCGAUUCAUUGUGGGACUCGCCCGAUGACCCGUCGCAGUGCGAGGGGGCCAACUCGCCGCCGCCGGAGGAGCCCAAGGAGGCGGGCCCCAACGGCGACGCCUUCAAGCCCAAGCCCAACGUCGCCGACAUCACGCCUGACGAGGGCACGGUGCGGCGGAUGCACACGGCCGUGAAGCUCAACGAGGUGAUCGUGACGCGGUCGCACGACGCGCAGCUCGUGAUCCUCAACCUGCCCGGCCCGCCGCGCGACACCAAGUUUGAGAGGGAGUCGAACUACAUGGAGUUCCUGGAGGUGCUGACGGAGGGCCUGGAGAAGGUGCUGAUGGUGCGCGGCGGCGGGCGCGAGGUCAUCACCAUCUACUCGUGAAUCGCGCGCCUCAUUGUGAUUCUACUUACUAUUAGUGCUCUACUUUGAACUGUUGCGUCUCGUUAAUCAUUUUAAUGUUAUCGCAUAAUCGCUCUCGAAGACUGCCGAGACGAACGUUACGUACCGGCGUUCAAAAAUGUAUUAUGACGUAUAUAUUAUGUAUUUUCUUACAAUUUAUUGACGUUCGUUUGUCUUGUAAACGUUAGUUAGCUUAGUUCUAAAUGUUUUGUUGAAUUUGCUGUUUAGAGUGGAGUUGUUUUGGAAUUUAUUCACUGUUGUAUAGGUAGAGGUAUGGAUGAAAACGAGUGUGAGUCUUAACGAGGAGCCUUAAAUCGAAGGUAGUUUUAAGUUUGUUUUGUUAUACUAGUGUAGAGACUACGCUAUAACAUAAUUUAGACACAUAAGAGGUCUCUUAAUUAAUGCCAUAUUGUUUUCCUUUCUGAAGAAUGUAGUGCCUCGAGCAUAUAGUUUUCUUAUUUUUUAUAUGAUUUCUUUUUCUAUCAAUGUUUAAAAGAAACGUAGAUACUUUGUAAGCGUAUACAUUUACUUAAGAGGGAAACCAUGAAGAUUUUUAUCUACUUAUAUGAAAUGUAUUUUGUAAAUAAUUAUUCUGUUCUAAGAUUUUUACAUCUGCUCAACUUAAAACUUGCCGUGGGACUGAAGAGUGAAUAUUGCUAUUCAUAUUUCUGGACGAUUUGAAGAUGAGUGAUAUAAAACGUAAAGCAAUCUUAAAUCUAGUCAUAUUCGACACUAGUUGCCUUCAAUGAAUGAUUAGUUUUUACAUGAACAAAACCUUUGUAUCCCUCCCCUAAAUAUCAAUGCAUACUAGGUUAUCGCUUAACCUGCCUACAAUCAUUUCGUGAAUAUCCUCAAGGUUUUAUGGUGAGUAGAUACCAACGCUUAUGUCAACGCUAGAUAUUUUUAAAUACCUUUUACUUUUAAAAAUAUCCUAGUCAUUGAGAAAGCAUAUUAAUAGCAGCAAAAGCUAGUUUGAUAAAAAAAAAACAUUUUGAAAAUACUCUAGCGAUAAAGCAAUGAAGCAUUUUCUCGCCCGGCUAGUUAUAAUUCCUACCAGGUUAGACUAAUGCAGUUGAAUUUAAUCCUUAACUUGUCCCAUUAUUACCUUUAUCUAAUGUUUAACUUGUUACGCACACUCGCGUAGAUAGAUGAUGUCUUAUUGUGAUCGUUUGUGUGCGUUCUCGUCCUUAACCUGGACAGUAAGUUGUACAAUACUUGCGUUUGCAUGUAAAUCUAAAGUUUUGUAGUGGACAAGAGCUUUUACACGCGUCCAUUAGGGGCGCUAAUCAUGUUUCCACACAAAAAUUAAAUUUACACAAACGUUAUUUCUUAAGGACAUACAUUACCUACUUAUGUAUAACAUUAUAACUUUGUUCGGGGUAUAGGACUUCUACUUAUGGUUUUGAAACUGAAUGAUUGUUUAUGAUCAAAACGUUUACCGAACGUAUGUUGUGAACGAAUGUGGACAGCAAACAUUGUGUCGCUCUAAAACGGUGAUAUUAAUUUACAAUAUGAUGAAUGACUUCGUCAAAAUAUUGUAACAGAGUUCGGUUACACUUUUGAUGAUACAAUAAUUGAGUCGAGACGGGAAAUUUUACUUAAGUAAUAAAUGACACCAAAGGCAAUGUAGUUAGUUAUAAGUAUCAUUACAAAUAUUACAGAGUGUAAAUUGUUAGCUCGUCUCGCAAAAACUCGUCAAUUUUCAUUUUCACAGAUUGUCCUCUCUGAGAUAUGAAAAUCUGUGUCCAGUUUAGAUUGCGUUUCACUUCGUCGUGUGAAACGCCAAUAUAACACUUGGGCCAGACUUUCAUUUCUAGAAAGGACGGUAAGUCUAGUAUAAACUUAUUUCUAAAGAGUGUUAGGUAACUGCCAAAUAGGAAUCGGUGUUGUAAAAUAUCCUAGUCCAUAAGUGAGGUACCUAAUUCUAAUUAAUUUCAUCGUUCAAAAUUCUUGUAAUUAGAUCAGAAUCCAAAAUAUUCGCUGUAAGAGAAGUCUAGUGCAUGAUAUCACUUUUACGAUUACUAGGUAGAGAACAUAGACCAUAGGAAACAUUUUAACUCAAAUAGGGGAAUGAGAUAGGUAUGUCGCAAUUACUUACAUCGUCGUAUAAUAAUAUGGAAGAGGACAAUACUCGCUGCGCGGGGCCCGGCGCCCGCGCAGCCGCGGCGGCCGUCGACGGCGCGAGGUUCAACACCCUGUACUUUAAGAAUCUUAGUAUUACAUAGAUUAUAGAUUCGAAACUUUCAUCUAUUCUUCAUGUUCAGAAACGAGUGGUCGCUAUAAAUUAACUUCUAUGAUAUGUUGAAAAAGAAAACAACAUAAAAUUUUACUAUUAUGCCUACAAAUAAGAGAAUUUCACUUAAUAAAAUUAAGUAUAAAUAAAUUAUUCUAAAUUAUAUUAAUUGAUAAAUCAAUACUUAACGGUUGUUUAAGUUUAUUGAUGUGUUCUUAAUCACUAGUGAUACUUCAUGGAAUAAUUGAAAUAGUGAUCACAUAUCUAUCUUCCUUUCCACAUAGAACUAUUUCUACAAAACUGUUUAUGCCUAUUAAUAGGUAAUAGACGAAAAAUUUUAUUUAAAUAAAAAAAUAUUAAAUUAUAUUACUACAAUUCAUAUAAAAAUAUAAUAAUAUUUACAAGUAUUCUAAACUACUUACUAUGCCUAGACUAUCUGAAAUAUUAACAAUAAUGACUCUAUAUUUUAUGAAUUCCGAAAUUCAAAUAAUCAACCUACCAUAAGGCAAUCAACUGAAAACAUACUUAGUGAUCACCGGAAGAAACUUCGUCAAAAGCAACAUCUAUAAACCUACAGUCUAACAACAACCUUAGAUCAUGAAGAUUUUAUGUGUAGGUGCCUACCUAUUCUUCGUUAUGUAGUUUCACUUUAUUUUCAUUGAGUCAAUCCUUGC